AUAAAAACCAAACCUCCAAAGACAAAACUCAAACUUAGUCUUAAACUGGAACUUAGCCAAAAUCCUGCUCUGGCAUUAGCACCUUUUUCUCUGUUUAUGGCAACAUCUCUUUUUCUUUUCUUUCCCUUCUUUUUUAAAUGCCUUGACUUAAAACUCUCUCUCUCUCAGCACCCCCACAGUCUCUCAAAGACUUUUUUGUUUCUCUCUCUGGAAGUCGGAAAGAAGGAAUCUAGGGUUUUUGAACAGUGAAUCUUUGCUGCUUCAGUUUUGCUGGUCUCAAGUGUAAGAAUGUUUGCAAUAUUUUCAUCUCUUGUUGAUCAAAGUUGGAUAUAUCAUUUGGCUGCCAUUCAAAGGACUAUGUGACAUCUCUGAUCAUCAGCUAUAAGGAAGCAGGGGCACAAAUUUCUUAUGGCAACUGAGAGUCCAAUUAGAAUAUCAGAAAUGAGUGGAAAAUGGCCUACCCAUCAGGAGCUUGCAGCAUCAUCUACAAAUGUUGCAGUAGAAGAAUUAGGACUGCUUCAGACGGGUCAUAGGUUUCAUGCCAGUGGAACAGAGUCAGUCCCUAAUCGUAGUGGAAGUGCUCCCCCAAGCAUGGAGGGUUCUUAUUUGGCCAUUGAUAACCUUAUAUCCCUGCAGAACCGUACUGUUAAUGUGAACUCAGCUAGUUUACACAGUGCGCUAGAAAAAUGUCAUUCUGAAGAACAGUUACGUGCUGAUCCAGCUUACUUAGCAUAUUACCGUUCAAAUGUCAGUCUUAACCCUCGACUUCCUCCACGACUUAUCUCAUGGGGCAAUCAACAUCUUAAACGCCAUAAUGUUAGAUAUGGCAAUAAUCAGGUUUUGAGUUCUAUAGAUGACAGUGCUAGUAGUUUUUUGCAUUUCUCAAAAGGUUCCCUUUCUACACACAAGGAAGUGGCAGAGGAUGAUCAGUCUCCCCAACGAUCUUUUGAUGAUUUGAUAGAAAGAAAUAAUGAGUUUUUGUCUGGACAGGAUGCAACUUUAGUGGUAGGCCAACACAAUGAAUCUAUCAAUUUAGUAGAGGAAAACUUCCCCUGCACUUCCUCACCUGUAUAUAAUCGGUCUCAGCCUUUAAGCUAUGAAAUAACAGAAGUAGAUUAUUCUGUCGCUGAUUAUAAUUCCCUGCUUGACCCCUCUAUUGGUGUUACAAAUGCUGUUACAUCAAAUUUGGACGGAGAUAUGGGGCUAUCAUCAAGAGCUGAUCAAACUACCCUACCUAGUUCAAGCUCAUCGUCCAACGCUUGUACAGCAACCACAUCUUCCAUGCCUUAUCUUCAAAAAGGAGUUCUACAUAAUAGAGAUAUCCAUCUGAAGGAUGAAGUUAUUGUUGGCAAUGCCAGUGGUUCAGAUGUUUCUGUUAUUGACUCUGUGAUGAAAGAUCUUAAUAUAUCUACCCUGCGCAUGCGGAAUUCUGAAAAUCAUAAGAAUCAAGAACAGAAGCAACACAACUACCAGAACAGUUUGCUGCAACACCAAGGACAAUUGCAACAACCAAGCAACCCAUUUCAUGUUCAAACUGCCAAGUCCCAAUCAACUCCUCAAGGAGUAAAUGGUGCAUACAUUGGCAUAGAUCAGUUUAUGCAAGCCCCUUCGAAGUUCUCAGCUGAGGUACAGCCGGUACUCCAGUCAUCUGGGUUCACACCACUCUAUGCAACCGCAGCAGGAUACAUGACUACACCAAGUCCAUUUUAUCCAAACGUACAAGCUCCAGGUUUACAUUCUCCUCAAUAUGGUGUAGGUGGAUAUGGAUUUAAUUCUUCUGCUGUUCCCCCAUUUAUUACUUACCCACCUUAUGGUGCCAUGCCAUUUGUUUUUGAUGGCUCUGUUGGUCCAAACUUCAAUGCUCAAGUGCCUGGUGUUUCAUCUGGUGGAAGCAUUGCAAAUGGAGCCGAUAUGCAACACCUUAACAAGUUUUAUGGGCAGUUUGGAUAUGCUGUUCAAUCUUCUUUCGGUGAUCCACUUUAUAUGCAAUGUUAUCAGCAGCCAUUUGGGGAAGCAUAUGGUAUUUCUGGUCAGUAUGACCCUGUGGCUAGGGGAGGCAUUGUUGGGAGCCAGAAUAGUGCUUUUGACUCUCAAAAAGGGUCUAACCUUGCGGCUUACCCAGAGGAUCAGAAAAUUCAACAUCAGCAAGGUGGAGGAUCAAGUAAUCUGCCUACGGGUAGAGGAGGUUUGAUGAGUCCUCAUUACCUUGGAAACCCUCAAAAGCUAGGUAUGUUGAUGCAAUAUCCAUCUGCAUCACUUGCAUCUCCAGUUAUGCCUGGAUCUCAAGUAGCAGGGACAAGCGUUACUGUUGGGAAGAAUGAAAGUAGAUUUACAACUGGUUCUGGUAUAUAUUCUGGAUGGCAAGGUCAAAGAGGAUUUGAGAGUUCUAAUGACCCCAAGAUAUAUAAUUUUCUUGAAGAGUUGAAAUCUGGGAAAGGCAGAAGAUUCGAGCUAUCUGAUAUUGUGGGACGUAUUGUUGAAUUCAGUGCUGAUCAACAUGGGAGUCGAUUUAUUCAACAAAAGUUAGAAAAUUGUAGCAUUGAAGAGAAGGCAUCUGUAUUCAAAGAAGUUUUUCCACAUGCUUCCAAACUAAUGACUGAUGUCUUUGGUAACUAUGUUAUUCAGAAGUUUUUUGAGUAUGGAAGCCCUGAGCAAAGAAAGGAACUUGCAAAUAAGCUUUCUGGUCAGAUUUUGAAUUUUAGUCUGCAAAUGUACGGCUGUCGUGUAAUACAAAAGGCACUUGAAGUUGUUGACCUUGAGCAAAAAGCUCAGCUUGUUUAUGAAUUGGAUGGACAUGUUAUGAGAUGUGUACGUGAUCAAAAUGGAAACCAUGUCAUACAAAAGUGCAUCGAGAGCCUUCCUACUGACAAAAUUGGGUUUAUAAUUUCUGCUUUUCGUGGUCAAGUGGCAAUACUUUCUACCCAUCCUUAUGGUUGCCGUGUAAUACAGAGGGUUUUAGAACGUUGCACAGAUGAGCAGCAAUGCCAAUUUAUAGUGGAUGAAAUCCUGGAAUCCGUUUGCAUUCUUGCUCAAGACCAAUAUGGGAAUUAUGUUACCCAGCAUGUAUUGGAGAAGGGAAAACCUCAAGAAAGAAGCAAAAUUAUUAGCAAGUUGUCUGGGCAUUUUGUGCAACUGAGCCAGCAUAAAUUUGCGUCAAAUGUUAUUGAGAAAUGUUUGGAGUAUGGUGGUCCCUCUGAACGAGAACUAAUAGUUGAUGAGAUUGUUGGACAUACCGAGGGAAAUGAUAAUUUAUUGAUAAUGAUGAAGGACCAAUUUGCAAAUUAUGUUGUUCAGAAAAUUUUUGAUACAUGUACAGAAAAUCAGCAGGCAAUACUGCUUAGUCGUAUCAGAUUGCAUGCUCAUGCUUUGAAAAAAUAUACUUACGGGAAACACAUUGUUGCUCGGUUUGAGCAGCUAUUUGGAGAAGAAAGUCAGACUACAGGAUCUUGAUAAAGACAUGAAAAGCAAUCUGGGAUCUGCUUCAAGUGUACUUGAGACUGGGAAAGCACUGCAGUGAUGCCUGUUCCUUGAACAAAGUCUUGACAUGGGUUCUUGGGCUAGUGGAUUUAAAGAUGGGGUGUCUCAUGACUAAUCCCAAUCAUAAGCCCUUGCUGAAGAUUCAAUCAUAGUGACAGGGUUUAUAUUGUUCAACCAGUAAAUAUAUUGUAUAUCUGUGCUUUUAUGUUUGUGUAGCAUAAUUAUUCUGCCUGAAAAAGACAAAGAAGGAUAAAUGGAGUUCUCUGUAGGAGAUUGCAAUAUGUUCCAGAGGGGUUGAUUGGAACUUUUAAGUAAGCCCCUCCUCAUGUUGUAAAAAUAUUUACUGCAACUGUUAUGAAAUGUGUGGAUUUUAUGGAAAAGAAAAAGGAUGGGAUCUGGUAACGAAUUUCAUUGUGACAUUGAAUUGGAUGACAUGUGGCAAAGUCAAGCUUCAUAGAAGUUGAAGCUGCUAUCAUAUUUGCAGAUGGUAUCUAUAAGUGGUAACCAGACCAACUUGAACGCUAAUCAACCAUAAA
Messenger RNA from Durio zibethinus, 4013 nucleotides. RefSeq names its product pumilio 6 (gene PUM6). NCBI's taxonomy places the organism in Eukaryota, Viridiplantae, Streptophyta, Magnoliopsida, Malvales, Malvaceae. The record is from RefSeq and is a predicted model, not a curated record. Gene Ontology annotation, molecular function: mRNA binding. Gene Ontology annotation, biological process: post-transcriptional regulation of gene expression. Gene Ontology annotation, cellular component: cytoplasm.